GGACAGGAUGCUGACUUAAAUAGAACGGACAUCGAGGAUUGUGCCCGUGACCUGAGAUUCCAAAUCUCUACCUCAGCAUAUGCUGCCCACUGGAAUAGGAGCGUCAGUAGUAGCCUGAACUACCAGGAUGUACACUGGGGGUUACAAAUACGAUCUCCCUUUGCAGGUAGACCAGCAAAAGAUGCACUUAGUGUUUAAAAUGGAAUGAAGGGAGCUGGAGGUUUUACCAGUCAUGAAAACACAAAUGGAAACACAGGCUAUCACUUUUCAAGGUUAAAUGUCGCUUUUUGAAUGUGGGAGAUGUAGAAUAUGUCAUAGAAAAUGUGUAUGCUCCAUGAACGGCCAAGGCGAUUCGCGCCUUUAGGCCACAUUAAACAAAGGGUUCCAACCUGUUUAAUUGCUUCACAGACAUUAAAGUUACUCUUUCAUGGUUUACAAUAUAAAUACAAAACUUUUAUUUUUUUCAAACCUGAGUAAUCAACUUUGAUUAUUGUAUUGGCCUUGAGCAGAUGUCUGGGACACUUGGAGAGAUUUCGAGCCCCUUGGGUCGACUGAGAGGUUCAUAGUUGGUAACUUAGCUUUAGAACCAGGACGAACCUUCAGGGCUGCAGUCAAGUUCUGUGCUGGUAGAGUCUGUACGAAGCCUAUCAACAGUGACGGUGUGACUGUCAUACCCCAUCCUCCAGCAGCUGGAAGCAUGACAUUAACAUACCAGGAAUCUGGCGGGGGACAGGCUCAGAUCCAGGUGACAUUGUUCCGUUUCCGUGAUCCUGACAUACCGAUUCUGUCAGAAGCCUAUGACGUCAUGACCAGAUAUAAAUGGGGUCUCACAGAUAACAGUCACAAAAGCAAGAUGUUGAUCAACUGGCAGGAGGUAGAUGCUGGCAGUAUUGUCAGUAUCAAAGACGAGACACGUUUUCAGAUAACUCUUCCGAAGCAGCUCGACUUUACCAAGUGCAGAAGACUGACGGUCAGGGGUUACAAUGUAGUUGGCAUGUAUUCAACAACUUCAGCAGAUGUCAAAGACUGUAAUGCCUAUGACCCACGUAACGUUGUGCCUGCAGUCGUGGUAGAUGCUGUUGGACACUGGAACACAUGCAAUUGAUGCAAGCCGUUGUGAUUUCAGGC
Haliotis rubra (blacklip abalone) is the source of this 1128-nucleotide messenger RNA. RefSeq lists its product as uncharacterized. Bases 698 to 1105 code for a protein of 135 amino acids. The record is from RefSeq and is a predicted model, not a curated record. Lineage: Eukaryota; Metazoa; Mollusca; Gastropoda; Lepetellida; Haliotidae. The transcript has 5 exons.